AUGGCGCUCAAUCGCAAAUACGCAGCUCUCCCCGACCUCGAUUCCGCCCCGGACAUAUACGAGACCCCUGACCUCACGGAUGACAAUUCCACUGUGCCUUCAGACGACGAGUUCUUCCAGCCCGAUGACGAUGACACACCAGGCAUCUCACGCUCAAGGUUGCGAAUUAAUGAGGCUCGAUCUCGCUUCCUCCCUACUAAUGUUGACGCCAACGAUGCCGAUUUCUCUGACCGCGUCGACGGCAAGCGGAAAUCCUACAAGACGUCCAGCCGACGACAAAGAAUACUUAAAGACGGCACGAAAGAGCUUGGCGACCUGUCCGACGACGAUGACGACGAAAGUCUGGAGAGGAAGAUAGCCCGUCUGCGUCGGGAAGUGGAGGAGGCCAAGGAGGAAUACACCAAGCGUAAAGCGCAAGCAGCAACGACCGGCGAUGCUGCGCCCAGCGAUGAGAGGUUGGAAUCCCUCAGCGAGGUUCUGGAUUCCAUAUUGAAGCCCCUGGGAGGCAGGGCUGAGGCAAAAAUUGCGAAGCCUUCGUUUUCGUCCACGACCGCCAAGUUUGACGAGCCGGCAGGUGGCCCUACCUAUACGGUUACGUACGCCCCAACUUAUGAGGAGUCUCACUCGUUGGCGAAAGCGGCGGAUUUUGAUCGACGACUUUUGAUGCUGGAAAAGGCACUAGGAAUCAACUCGUCUUCGGUGCCCGAAGCCGGCCAAGAUGGUCUGCCACGCGCCGUUCUUCCGACGCUGGAUUCAAUAGAGAAACAAGUGACGACGCUAUCGCAGGCGUCAACGGCCAACCUAGACGCCAUCAGCAGACGUGUGCGGGCACUGGCCUCUGAACAGGACAAGCUGAACGAUGCCCGGGAAAAGGCAAAGGCCCUCGGAGGAGAGGAAGCUGGUAAACACCCAUCGGACGAAUCUGAGCAGGGGGCAAAGAUCAAAGCCCUCUACGGAAUUCUGCCAACAAUCGAAAAUCUGACGCCCAUUCUGCCACCAUUGCUCGAUCGGCUGAGGUCCCUGAGAGCCAUUCACGCCGACGCCGCGACGGCGAGCCAGACAUUAGACCGGAUCGAAAAGCAGCAAACAAACAUGGCCGCGGAGCUGAAGCAGUGGAAGGAUGGUUUGGACAAGAUUCAAGGCGCCAUGAUAGACGGAGACUCGGUGGUCAAGGGCAACAUGAAGGUCAUGGAGGAAUGGGUCAAAGAGCUCGAGGAACGUAUGGUGAAGCUGACCUAA
This is a messenger RNA of Drechmeria coniospora, 1239 nucleotides long. RefSeq names its product dynactin subunit. Gene Ontology annotation, biological process: mitotic spindle organization. The coding region runs from base 1 to 1239 and encodes 412 amino acids. NCBI's taxonomy places the organism in Eukaryota, Fungi, Ascomycota, Sordariomycetes, Hypocreales, Ophiocordycipitaceae. Gene Ontology annotation, cellular component: dynactin complex; cytoplasm. The record is from RefSeq and is a predicted model, not a curated record. The transcript has 3 exons.